Messenger RNA from Drepanopeziza brunnea f. sp. 'multigermtubi' MB_m1, 1200 nucleotides. The record is from RefSeq and is a predicted model, not a curated record. Lineage: Eukaryota; Fungi; Ascomycota; Leotiomycetes; Helotiales; Drepanopezizaceae.
AUGUCUGAUAUCGGGGCUACGGUGGCCGGGUGGACCCCCUUUUCAAUCGUCAACGUCCCCCUGCUCUGGCCUUCUCUCUCUUCUCUCCUCAACAACCUCACUUCAACAACAGCAACAACAUCAUCAAGACAAUACCACGAACUCGAACUUGGACUGGCGGGUCUGUCUGGUCACGAUGCAAUGUCUCAAGCUGAAACUGCGGAGGGCCGGGCAGCCUGGAACCAAACUAAACGCUCCGAGCAAACUGGGCGCAACCAAGUCGGAAACCCAGCGAAGACCACGACCACGACAAAUCCCUAUGUCUUCUCGGCCCCGUCUGCCCAGGUCGUGUUACCGAGCCCGACGUCCGAGGGAGCGACUGUCGCUUCUGUCGUGUCGGUCUAUGAGGUGUGCAAUAUGCCAGGAUCGAGCACGACGACCUGCUCGACGGUAUUUGAGACGGUCACGGAAGAGGCGUGCUCGACUGUGUUGACCUAUGCGUUCUCGAAGACGACCAUUAGCGAGUGCACGCAUAAUGUGACGUUCUCGACGCAUGUCGAUUUCGCUCUUUCGACAACGACAUUGCCAGUGACCAGCGGAGCUCAAGCCACCAUCACGCCGUCUACGUCAAUCAUUACCUAUGCGCAAAGCACAGUGUCGUACUAUGCCGCUCCUUGGCAAUCACUCGCGGCCGAUACUCCCACCGGUAUUACGGUGUUGAUCUGCACUACCGACUUCAACGGCAUCGAGACGUGCUCUCUGAUCGAAGAAGUCUGGGUUGUACAUACGAUAUUCGUGCCCGUGACCGCAACCAGCACCGUCUCUCUCUCAACGUCCUUCUCUUCUGACGUCGUGCUGCUCCUCGGCGCAACCCAAAGCCUCGUAGCACCGGCAGGCGAGUUUUCCCUUUCAACCAUCGUCGAGUAUUCCACCAUGUCCCCUAACGCCACAACCUCGACCUCCAUCUUGACCAUCAGCAGCGAUGGCGUAGCUGUAGGAAUCGCUUCCACUCCAGUCACUAGAAACGAGACUUCGACGACCACGAAGACCCGCACAGUCAGGAUCACGGGCCCAACUGUGACGGUUACCAAGACCUUGAAUCGGGCGGGAGGGUCUGGAGGAUCCAACAGCUCCGCGGAAGUGAACACCACGGCGGUGACGUCGCAAAUCACAAGCACCAUCGCACAGCGGAUGGACAAUGGGACGAUGAUCAGCAGGUGA